GCUGGUGCUCUGACAUACACACACAUGCACACACACUUAGACAUACUGCAAACUCUCCACAGGAAACUCUGAGCCAUAAUGCGAAGGCACCUCAGAGCAGACGGGUGCAUUGCUCAAACCAAGUGGGAUACGGCACAGCUUUGAUAGUGCGUUAAUUACUCAUGUGAUGUGAUACAGAUGUCUGGGGGCUUCAGCUGAAAGUUUGCCUGACGGUUUCCAAGGGGGCCAGGCAGGCAUUUUAGAAACGCAGUUACAUAUUGAGGCGGUCUUCCAGUCAGUGAAAUCAAAGAGCUUGAUGCAUUCGAUAAUGGGGACCACAGCUUGGCAUAUGCUCAUGCUAAUGGCCUGUUUGGCAGCCAGAGGAAUGUGCCAGAUAAAGGAAAUGGAAGCUGAGGACUCUCUGCCUGUCAACCUGGUCCAUACCACCCUUCCGUCCCCAGGUUUCCACAGCACCGUCAGUCCAAGCGCAGGAACAGAUCUCGCUUCAUUUGUUGCGGGAGCUCGGGCACAAGCUUUGGGAUCCAGCUCUGUUAAUAACACUGUCAUAAAGAAACCAGUGCGACCCCCAAGAUGUCUUGUAAAUCCCUCAAUUAGCAACUAUUUCAAAUACAUCAACACCGUCAUUUCAAUUAUCGUCUUUGUGGUCGGCCUAGUUGGAAACGCCACCCUCCUGAGGAUUAUAUACCAGCAUAAGUGCAUGAGGAACGGGCCCAACGCCCUCAUCGCCAGCCUUGCCCUGGGCGACCUUAUCUACAUUUUCAUUGACAUACCGAUCAAUGUGUACAAGCUCCUGGCAUCCCGUUUUCCCUUUGACGACCACUGGUUUGGGCUGUGUCUGUGCAAGCUGGUGCCCUUCCUGCAGAAAGCCUCCGUUGGCAUCACAGUGCUAAACUUGUGUGCCCUCAGUGUGGACAGGUACAGGGCAGUGGCGUCCUGGAGCCGGGUGCAGGGGGUGGGCAUCCCUCUCCUCACCGUCAUCGAGAUCGUGUCCAUUUGGUUGCUGUCUCUCAUUCUGGCAGUGCCUGAGGCUGUCUGUUUUGACAUGGUCACUUUCAACUACAGCAACAACACCAUUCACACUUGCAUGCUUAACCCACAGACUGAUUUCAUGAAGUUCUACACAGUGGCAAAAGAUUGGUGGCUGUUUGGCUUUUACUUUUGUGUCCCACUUACCUGCACUGCCAUCUUCUACACUCUGAUGACCUGUGAGAUGUUAAACCACCGGAACGGCAGCCUUCGCAUUGCGCUCAGUGAACACCUGAAACAGAGGAGGGAGGUGGCCAAAGCUGUCUUCUGCCUUGUGCUGAUCUUUGCCCUCUGUUGGUUCCCUUUGCACCUCAGCAGGAUUCUAAAGAAGAUGGUAUACCGCCAGAAUGAUAACAUGCGCUGUGAGCUACUCAAUUUCCUGUUGGUCUUGGAUUAUCUCAGCAUCAACCUGGCAACAAUCAACUCAUGCAUAAAUCCCAUCAUUCUAUACUUCGUGAGCAAGAAGUUCAAAAACUGCUUCAAGUCAUGUUUGUGUUGCUGGUGUUAUUCCGACAACCAACUGAACAGCAUUGGACUCGUGAAUGGUACCAGUGUCCAGUGUAAAAGCCCAGAACCCAACAACCUCCACACUGACAAGAGUAUCAGGAAAGACAGCAACUGAUUGUUCUUUGGAAUUUUUAAUGACUGAUUGAGAGCUUAAAAGACAAUGCUCAUUAGAAAAUGUAUAUAUGAAAAAACAAGCUUAUAUCUAACUAUAAUUGGGACUCUGAAGCAAGAAAUCCAUCCGGAAGAAAAAUAUUUGGAACUGGAAUAAAAGGAACAAACCAUGGAGUGAGUUUCUUGAACCUCACAGCAAGCCAAGCUUCCUGAGAAAACCCCCUUCUGUUCCCACACCCACGGACAGUGACACAGUAGUCUGAGAAGAGGGGAAGAUUGAUGAGGAUGACAAGGACACUUUGAGGGGAUGCAGCUGAACUCUAUAAAUAAAUCUCUAUCAGGAGCUAAGUGUGUUGUUCCUGUAAAGGGCAGAAUCACCGGGUUGGAUGCAACAAGAACAAAAAGGCUGAUUGCUGGCUGCCAGGGAGAAUGAUGUUAAGAGAAGUGUACAUGCUGUUCCCAGAAGUUUGAUAUUCAAUGGGAUUAUUCACCAAACAAACAUGUUACUGACUCAAACAACAAUAAUCAUCUGAAGGUUUGGAAUUGAUUUGACCUACACUCAUUGCAAUUAGCUGGACCUACACUGUUUACUUUUUCUGAUCCGUUAAGACUUUUACAAAACUAAACGGUGGCAGAAGCAGUAGUGAAAUGCAAGUACUGACCUGUGCAUACUAAAAGUGUUACAAGAUUUUGUAGUAUAAAGAAUAUUCACAAACUGGUGCAGAUUAACAAGAUUAUCAGUAACACUUUUACAACUUUUCCUUUUAGAUUGUUUUUGGGAUUGUAGCUCGUGAUAGUUAUGUCCUAAUUUGAAAAAUAUGUGAAAAAAAGAACGCAGCCAAGAGUGGAGACCAAAGAUGUUAAAGACAAAAUAAUGCAUAACAUGCCUAACAAGAAGAAAGUAGUCAUGACAAAAUUUCCAGUAAGAAUGUGAGCUUAAGAGUCAUUAAAUAAUGCUUUUUAUAGCAAUUUGUUCAGAAGAAAGACAGAAGAAAUAUUUUUUGAGAAGCAGAAGCUUAGAGACCUAACAGACAAGCACUAUGCCCAGGAAUUUAAAAGCGCUCUUUGGCAAGAGCGGUCUAGCUCUAAUUCAACCCGGUGGCAAAUAGCCACAUGUGAAAAACCCUGUCACUCAAAAAAGGCAAGUUUCUCCCAACAACUUUGUCACCAGGAUAGACUACUUUAUAUUAGCAAGCCAUGCUGUGGUUGAGUAAAGCAGAGCAAUGGUGAAUGGAAGCAGCUCAGAGUCAGACUUUUCUGCACAUACAUAUCAGUUAAACACUGUUUAAUGUGUGAUGGUCCCUUCAAGAUAAUGCUGAACAUGUGAUGGUCAAAAGUGAGGUCUGCAAGAAAAAUACUAAUAUACAAACAAGUGCAGUCAAACACUCUCUUAUUCAUUUAGCUCAGACACUGAGAAAACAAAAACGUGUCACUUUCGCAGCUAAUUCUUCUAGGUAAGCAGCUUGGGUAAAUGUUUUUAGAGUGUGGUUAUUGAUUUAAUUUAAUAAUGUGAUAAGAUAAGAUAAAAGUUGAUGUUUGUACUGAAAGAAAACACAAAAAGUUAAACAAUGCAUCUUUUAACCAGAGAAGCUCGCAGUUGCCUCAGUUGUCUGGAUGCUGGCUCCGCUUGAGAUAUCAGGUCAUUGAAUUGGCAUGAACUCAGCUGUGUCUUCAAUUAUCGGCUUUGGGUUGUUCCCUCCCUUGAAUUCUGGUGCAAAAGGUGUUUGAACGGAGAUACUAUAUUUUGGUAGGUGAGGACAAACCCACCUUCGUUACGUUUACACCACUUUUCCUGUGAAAAUUAUCUUUAGGGAAAGUAUGAGUGCUUACUCUAAACCUUUCUUUGCCAAUAAGUAGCGAUACACCCUUAGGCAUGCUUGUGUUAUAAAGUUCUUCUGAUGUCAAGAAAACAACCCAUUUUCUGUUUAAACAUUAGGCAAUCUUUCUCUGCAACAUGCUAUCAUACAUAUAUGGUAGUUCAUUUUCGCUUUAGAGAGGUUUGGCUCCAAAGGUUCUUUUUGUGCUGGAAAAAUUCCUUUUAAAAUUGCCUAUAUGCUAUGAAAAACAGUGGAAAUGAAGAUUGGAAUCUAUUUAUGUUUCAAACUUUUAUGAGUCUUAAGUUUUCUGUCCUAAACAUCUUAUGAUAAUUGUCCAUUAGGCUAAUGAAUAAUGAAAAGUUGGCAUAAACUCCCAUAUGUACUGAAAAUUCACUGAAAAAAAUACCUUUUUAUCACAACACUGUGAAUUUUAGCAAACAAGCUUGUAUAAACAAAUUAACAUAAAUGUCUUUAAUAUGUUCACUUUUAUAAAGUGGUAUAUCAUAGUAGUAGUAAUAAGAAGUAUUUUACUCUGACAACAUUACCUUCAUUACCUUUACCAGUAUGCUAUAGUCAGAAGAUAAUUUUGCUUAAAAUUCAUAAAAGCAGCAAUUUAAAUAUAAAAAUGUAGCUAAACGUAUAGGGCAGGAAGGACAGCUCAUCUAAAAGGUGGGUGGGUCAUGUAAAAGCGAACAGAUAGCUAACAUUAUUAAACAGAACGCUAUUUAACACUGAAGGGUUUUGCUAAGUAUCAACAUUGUGCACAACAUAAUGAGUAAUUCUUUAUUAUAAAGGAAUAAAUUUUUACUGUUUCUUGUUUCAA
Messenger RNA from Girardinichthys multiradiatus, 4284 nucleotides. It is a transcript of the gene ednraa, whose product is annotated as endothelin receptor type Aa. Gene Ontology annotation, molecular function: endothelin receptor activity. The coding region runs from base 296 to 1648 and encodes 450 amino acids. The record is from RefSeq and is a predicted model, not a curated record. The transcript is spliced from 8 exons. Gene Ontology annotation, biological process: regulation of blood pressure; vasoconstriction; G protein-coupled receptor signaling pathway. NCBI's taxonomy places the organism in Eukaryota, Metazoa, Chordata, Actinopteri, Cyprinodontiformes, Goodeidae. Gene Ontology annotation, cellular component: membrane.